GUAACUCUCGCAACAGCUUCACAAAACAACUUGUGUGAGGGUGGCAAUGGACGUACUUUCCGUGUUCUAUCAUGGAACAUGUAAGGACUAAAUAAACAAGAUAACCCGAAUUCUAAGAAUGGCUGCUUCAGCAACAAAGACGGUCUGCUGGACAUAUGGGAUGAGGCACAUUACCGGGAGUGGGAGGAGCGCAUGGGCAAGCCUCUCAACGCCCUGCUCAGAUACAGAAUACGACAAAGAUUUCUGCCCCCUGAACAUAUCUGCCCAAACGGGACACGCCCCACGACCCGACUCCCAGGCCAAGCUCUGCAGAUCCUGAGGGCGUGGCUCCUGGAUCACCGGACGGAUCCUUACCCUUCCAAGCUUGACAAGGACCUGCUUACGAAGAACUCAGGCUUGUCACCAAGUCAAGUGAAGACAUGGUUUGCCAAUGCCAGACGUCGCCUUAGGCUGAAGAAAGAAAGUAACGCUCACAAAAGUAAAGGUGGCCAUCCAUCAUCUUGCAGUGAAAUUGAGGCUGACCUGAGCUGCUCGGAUGGGUUGUCCGACUCCCCCGAGGAUCUUCUGUCUGGAGAGGACUCGACUCACAAGGAGGAGGGUGGGGAGAGUCGCUACGGAGGAGGAGAUUUCCAGCAGGUUGAUGGCUUGCCCAUGGAGUUAAAGCAAAUUGAUAAAACCCCCACGGGGGACUUCUUCAUCCCAUAUGCCGGGAAGAACCAGUUCUACAACAGUGUUGUCCAUCAGCCAUACCAGCCUCCAAGCUUCACCUAUGACACCAUCAGCGGACAGAAGGUGGAGAAACAUGAGGUUGCUCGAGCUAUCCGGUCUGUGGCAGCGGCAAGUGAAAAGCUGAUCUCAACCCAGAAGGUGUCCACGUCAUACCGACCCCAGUACCAGCACUCCACCCAGACCUCGGAGUACCUGAAGGCAAUGGCGGGCAUGUGUGAAGAGAUCUCCCCUUCCACGUACCAGCUCGGCAUGCCAAGAAUCCCUGCACCCAAACACUCCAUCUGUCAGUCAGUUCCUGACUACCAUCCUCAGCAGCAACCUCGACAGACCUUCUACCAAGUCCUACAAGACGAGACCGUCAGGUACCUCUCCUACCAACAGGGUCCUGUCACGGAGCAGCCUCCUGCCUACCCAACGUUCCGCCCAGCCCCUUGUCAUGACGACGCCUUUCCUCAGAAGCAGAAGAAGUGGUAUCAGGGUCAUGAAAUCGGCCGGGACCAGACGGUGACCCGACCAUAUUCCAUGUCAGCACCACCGUCUCUGGGGGUACUGACCAACCUGGACACCCGUCACACCUACCACCAAAGUAGCUCAGUAGUCCCCCCAGUCCACCAAGGGCACCCUCAGGAACCCCCCUGGCCUACAUACCAGCAGUCCUACACCAGCAACUGCUUCCUGGGUUGUAACACUGUGGGCUCUUGCACGGCUUGCAAGCCGGCGACUUCUCGACUGACAAAUGAUGCUUCCACAGUUCCUCUCCCGCCGUUUGGUCUGGCAAUGAUGGGAACCACCGUUGCUACCCCCGCCAUCCACAGCGAGCCACACCAGGCCCCUCUCCGCCGCACCCCCUCCCACCCCAGUCUGUCCAACCAGCCGGUACUACAGUGGACCCCCAUGAGUAACUCCCCAGCCAUGAAGUACAGAGCAACGACUCUUCCAGCGUUUGCUGCAUCUUUCACAGUCCCAGCAUCCUCUGUCCCUCUUCCCUCACUCUCCUUGAACUUCAUCCAGCAACAACAGCAAGGUCAAGGUCAAAAGUCGACUUCACCCUCCGCAAGGGAACAACAAAGACCACACGCACCCAAGAGAUCAAUUGAACCGUCAACAACAUCGGCCUCCGUCCACCCGAAGAAACGUCAGCGACAUCAAAGUCAGCCUGUUCGACCAGGAGACCGUCAGUUCGAACCCAACUUUCGUCUGACGGACGACACUCUGCCUCGACCGACAGCCCCUCGGCAGGUGUUGAUGGCCACAGAACAGCAGCCUCCGUGUAAGGCGAAGCUCAAGCGAUCGUGUAGCACAACAGAGGAAGAACUGAAGAACGUGAAGGACACCAAUCCUCCACUCAUGUCAGACUGGUCCAAGAUGUUCUCCAGACCUACCAGCCAAGACGGCAUCGUUAACGGACAACCUGCGCAUGUCAAGACGACAAUAGCUGCAGCCAAUCAGAUGAUGCCGCCCAACGCCCACACACACUUGAAACGUCAGGAGAACUGCAGUGUGGACGCCAAAGAGGCCCUUGAUUCUCCCUCUCUCGCUCCCAGUCUGUCUACUCCUACACCAGCUAACUCCACCGAGUCUCAGGAAGGAAUGAAGGAGAUCGCCCAGGUACUUCUUGACCUCUCCACAAAGGGACCCCAAACGUCGUCUUCCGUUGCCAACAGCAGUCACAACAUCAACAGAUAGUCUCAACUUUAGAGCAAGGGGGAAUAAUCAUGAUUUAACCAAUUCAUAAUGAAGUCUAAUGAUGGAUGCCAUUUGUCCUAUUUUAGAACACAACAGAGGCAUGUAUACCAAGACUGUGUGCGAAGAUAAUAUUUAACCCACUAUGAAGCUCUAAGAGCUCUUUAAAUCACAAGUGCUUUUUUAUGGGUUGUAUGCGCAUGAUGACGUAAACCCUGUGAUGAAGUGUUUUACAUUGUAUAUGUAAAUCAUUUGAGAAUGUAUUAUUUAUUUAUUGAUAAAAAAUGUCAUCAAUUCAGUGGUGUGAUAUGCUGAACAAAAACAGUUAGGGAUCAUGAAUAUUUUUUUAUUUUUUUAUUUUUUUUAUUUUAUUUUUUUAAAUUUGAAGAUUGAGCACACAAUUUCAUAAAAAUAUCCAAAAAUAUAUUCGUGAUCCCCAACUAUUUUUGUUCAGUAUAAUUCGCGAUGAGGCCGUGCAUUUAGUUCAUGAGUUUUACACCUGUGUGUUGGGGAGGAAACAGCCACAGGUGAGAUUGUUUAGAUGCAGAAUGAAUGCAUUUAUAUAUUUAUUGAUAAUUUUACAAGAAAUAUGUAAUUUAUUUUGUUUGUUCAUGUCGGCUUCAAUUGCAAGGUAAAUAUGAACAUGUGGUAAUUUGUCAAAAUUAUUUAUCAUUUACAAUUUAUAAUGUUAACGACUAGUAUUCCAAUGUGAAUAGGUAUAUUCGUUAUCAUGGGCUAAUUAUUGAUAUGUAUGAUAUUCAGAAAGCUGUUGAGUUCAUAUCUAUCAAAUGUUAUUGUUUUCUUAUAUGAAUAUGUGUGUAGUCUAACCAUUACUAGCAAAGACCAACCCUGAGCUGUGACAGAUUGUGUCAUUGUACCUGGUCCAGGCUCGAUACCUUACAGAAUGAUGUGGUGUUCAUCACUGUUGCUGUUACUUGUUAACUGGUCAUUUACUUGUUUCCUGGGGGUAGAAAAGGUCUUAAGCAACCCCGGGGCAUGGGUGGCCCAGUCGUCUAAGGCGCCACCAUUCGCUGUGCAGAGUAGCGUCCCUUGGGCAUGCCAGAAACCUAUGAUUGUGGGUUCAA
Messenger RNA from Haliotis rufescens (red abalone), 3497 nucleotides. RefSeq lists its product as uncharacterized. Gene Ontology annotation, molecular function: DNA binding. NCBI's taxonomy places the organism in Eukaryota, Metazoa, Mollusca, Gastropoda, Lepetellida, Haliotidae. The record is from RefSeq and is a predicted model, not a curated record. The coding region runs from base 193 to 2415 and encodes 740 amino acids. The transcript is spliced from 7 exons. Gene Ontology annotation, biological process: regulation of DNA-templated transcription.